This is a messenger RNA of Camellia sinensis, 1333 nucleotides long. The record is from RefSeq and is a predicted model, not a curated record. Lineage: Eukaryota; Viridiplantae; Streptophyta; Magnoliopsida; Ericales; Theaceae.
GAGUUUUCUGGGGGAAUUUCCUCAUCUUGAGAGCUAACAUACAUUAUAUAAUUUUGUGCAUAAUAUAAAAAUCCCAUCUCUACUUUCCAACUUCUCAUCUCAUAAGCAGCAUACACACCAAAAAAUCUUUCAUUUUUGAUCACCAAUUUUGGCUGAUUUCUUAGUGCUUUCAUGCUUGCUGAAGGCUUGAAAUGGGAAACAAACAAUCACUACCUUACUCUUUUCAGUAUAAUCGACUUUCAUCUUCUUCCCCCCACUCCGACGACAACAACAACCAACAACAACCUCUUCUUCACAAUCACACGAGCCACGACGAGGAGUGCAUGGAGCAACUGAUGUCUGACAUUGAAGCUAAUCGGAAAAAGAAUGAAUCCCUGGAAAAGAGGAAUGCGGCUUUGGAGAGACAAGUUUGCGAGCUAAGAGAUACUAUUUACAAACAACAAUCCAGAGUUCCUCCUAUUGUUGAAACCAACGUUGCUGCUCUCAAUAAUCAAAUUCAUGAACUGAAGUCUGCUGUGUCCAGACUAGAAUCCAGCUCCCAUCAACCCACUCCCGUGAGCACUAGUAUUGGAAUGGGAUCAGAUGCUGUCCUGAAGAAAGAGGUUGAUAGACUGGAACAUCGAGUUAUGCAACUUGAACUUGACUCUUUGAUGGGUGUUAGGAAACAAGAAAUGGAAAAAAUUGUAGAAAAGAAUGCAGAAUUGGAGAACCGACUUGCACAACUAACAACUACUAUUGAUGAACUCAAGUCUUUAUCUUCUCAUGUGGGCACUAGUACUGGAAUGAGAUCAGAUGUUGUCCUAAAGAAAGAGGUUGAUAGACUGGAACAUCGGGUUAUGCAAUUAGAACUUGACACUUUUUUGAUCCGCAAAAGAAACUUUACUGAUGGGAAAGAGCAUACAAAGUAUGAAACAACAUCAAUAAAGGGGAAGGAAGUGCAAAGAGUAUCACGGAACACCACCUCAAUCCCAACUAGAUUGGCACCGAGAGGGGAACCCUAUCAUAUGGCAGCACAAGCCUUGGAUUCUGACUUUUUGAUGGGUAUUAGGAAACAAGAAAUGGAAAAAAUUGUAGAAAAGAAUGCAGAAUUUGAGAACCGAGUAGCACAACUAACAACUACUAUUGAUCAACUCAAGUCUUCAUCUUCUCAUGAAACUGGCUUGACCACUCCCACGGAAGCAGAUCAUGGAAUCCAAGGCCACGAGAGAAAUGAUCUUGUUAGCUGCCUCAUAGUUUUGAUUUUUUUGGUUUCUGUACUCAUUGGUGUUAAUAUCUAAGAAGUAUAGCGGCUCAACAUUAAUAAAAAUAAAGUCUCGUCUUAUGUGCCUUUGAA